CGGGGGAAUGUAGGGAGACAGCCCUGCCGCCAUUUUGUGAGGUGUUUGUCGUAGCGGCUGGAGAGAGAAGACGGCGGUUUGGCGACAUUUCUCGGCCCAAAGGCCUUUUGCUUUUGCGGAGAUGCGGCAUUCCAAACGAACUCACUGCCCUGACUGGGAUAGUAGAGAAAGCUGGGGACAUGAAAGCUACAGUGGAAGUCACAAACGGAAAAGGAGAUCUCACAGUAGCACGCAAGAGAACAGACAUUGUAAACCACAUCAUCAUUUUAAAGAAUCUGAUUGUGCUCCAUGUGCAUCCCUCUUGAAGCUUCGCACUCUGUUGAAGAGGACACUCAUCCCAGUCAUUAUUUAGAAGCAAGGUCCUUGAACGAGAGAGAUUAUCGGGAUCGGAGAUACGUUGAUGAAUACAGAAAUGAUUACUGCGAAGGAUAUGUUCCUAGACAUUAUCACAGAGACAUUGAAAGCAGUUACCGAAUCCACUGCAGUAAAUCUUCAGUCCGAAGCAGAAGAAGCAGUCCUAAAAGGAAGCGUAAUAGACAUUGUUCAAGUCAUCAAUCACAUUCGGUAUGAUUGAUUUUGUUUUGGGUGUCUACUUGUGUGUAAAGGCUCUUAAUGAGCUGUUAAGUAUGGAGUUUAUAUAUACUAUUUGGAUACAUUUACAUAACUUGAAUCCUUAAAGGAAACUUCAUAUUCUCUUAGCUAAUCUGUUAUUAGAUAGACCCCGUUUGCCACAUUUACUAAUUUUCUGCAGACCAGAUGAUUCUAAUUGUUUGUUUUGUAAUCUUUUGAAAAGAUAAGAUACCUAUCACUCAUCUUCGACAUAUUUUUACUUAAAAAAUUCCUUUCCUGAUACUUAGAAAGUUGUACUGAAGGCUAGUUAAUCUGUAUAUAGCCUAGUCCCAGUCUGUAUAUAGCGUAGUCCCAUAGCAUGGUGCAUUGUUGUCUGCAACUAUAGUUUCAUUGAAGUUCUGAAAACAGGUGCUGAAUGGGAAAUUAGCCAGAGACCUGCCCCCUCGCCCCUUUUUAAACCAGAUAGCUUCACCUAUUUGAUCAGUAAAUUCUGAAUUGUUUUCCUCCCUAAUUUUUAGUAGAAUUAGCUUUAAUUAGACUGAAAAUUUGAAAUUAGCCUUUAUUUUCUUUUUAUUUUAAUUAUGUGUAUAUUAUUAAAUAUUGCUAAUUAAUUUCAACUAACUUUGACAUCUUAAAACAUUCUUCUGACUGACUAGACAUCUCAACUCCCCAGCAUAAUGCUAUUUUAUAACAAGAGGUUACUAGAUCAUGACAUUGCAUUCCUUAAAUUUCAGACUUCAAUUAAAUCAGUAUUUUAAAGAAACAAUGUGUUGUUUUUUUUCUAUUGCCACUUUAAGUAUCUUAUCUGAAAAUCUGUUCCUUGCCAUGUUUUUCUUCUGUAACAUAAACUGUGCCCUGUGAAUUUCUGGGGACUGAAUUUGAAAUUGCUCCUGCCAACUGUUCGUGGCCUGGUGCUUAUCUGAAUGCCUGAAUAUCUCCCCGCUGAAUGAAUUGCGUAUUCUGCCCUGAAUUCACUCUGAUAUAUUGAUUGGCUGGACGAUCUUGGUGCUGCCCACUUGCCGUUCCAGAAGAGCCACCGAAGGAAAAGAUCCAGGAGUAUAGAGGAUGAUGAGGAGGGUCACCUGAUCUGUCAAAGUGGAGACGUUCUAAGAGCAAGAUAUGAAAUCGUGGAUACUUUGGGUGAAGGGGCCUUUGGUAAAGUUGUAGAAUGCAUUGAUCAUGGCAUGGAUGGCAUACAUGUAGCAGUGAAAAUUGUAAAAAAUGUAGGGCGAUACCGUGAAGCAGCUCGUUCAGAAAUCCAAGUAUUGGAGCACUUAAACAGUACUGACCCCAAUAGUGUCUUUCGAUGUGUCCAGAUGCUAGAAUGGUUUGAUCAUCAUGGCCAUGUUUGUAUUGUGUUUGAACUGCUGGGACUUAGUACCUAUGAUUUCAUUAAAGAAAAUAGUUUUCUGCCAUUUCAGAUUGACCACAUCAGGCAGAUGGCAUAUCAGAUCUGCCAGUCAAUAAAUUUUUUGCAUCAUAAUAAAUUAACCCAUACAGACCUGAAGCCUGAAAAUAUUUUAUUCGUGAAGUCUGACUAUGUAGUCAAAUAUAAUUCUAAAAUGAAACGUGAUGAACGAACACUAAAAAAUACAGACAUCAAAGUUGUUGACUUCGGGAGUGCAACAUAUGAUGAUGAACAUCAUAGUACUUUAGUAUCUACACGGCAUUAUAGAGCUCCAGAGGUUAUUUUGGCUUUAGGUUGGUCUCAGCCAUGUGAUGUGUGGAGCAUAGGUUGCAUUCUUAUUGAAUAUUACCUUGGUUUCACAGUCUUUCAGACUCAUGAUAGUAAAGAGCACCUGGCAAUGAUGGAACGAAUAUUAGGACCCAUACCAACACACAUGAUUCAGAAAACAAGAAAACGCAAGUAUUUUCACCAUAACCAGCUAGAUUGGGAUGAACAUAGUUCUGCUGGUAGAUAUGUUAGAAGGCGCUGCAAACCAUUAAAGGAAUUUAUGCUUUGUCAUGAUGAAGAACAUGAGAAACUGUUUGACCUGGUUCGAAGAAUGUUAGAGUAUGAUCCAGUGAAAAGAAUUACUUUGGAUGAAGCAUUGCAGCAUCCUUUCUUUGAUUUAUUAAAACAGAAAUGAAAUGGAAAUCAGUGGUCUUACUAUAUUAUAUAUUUCUCUAGAAGAGAUUACUUAAGACUGUGUCAGUCAACUCUAAACAUUCUAAUAUUUUUGUAAACAUUAAAUUAUUUUGUACAGUUAAGUGUACAUAUUGUAUGUUUUGUAUCCUAACUAUCUUGUUGAGCAAGUAUGGUCUUGAUAAUGAAAUAUAAAAAGUUAAAAGUUAAUUGUUAAUUUUCCUUUUUAAGAUUAAUUACCAUUUUUAAGAACUUUGGAUUAUUCUUUGUGCCCAGUGAUAAAUGUGAUUGAUCUUGUCUUUUGUACUUGGAGGUCAAUUCUUUGAAGUGGAUUUUUUUUUUUUUUUUUUUUGAGUAAAAGGAAAUCUUGACAACUUUAUUCCUAAGUGAAUAUUCUUUAUAUACUCUCAAGUUCAAACCUUUUAACUUUAAAAAAUAUUUUUAAUCAUCAUUGAGUAGGUAAUAGUAUUAAAUGUAGGUAGGCAGAUAUUAGAAGCCAAAACACACAGGAGAUGUUUAUAGUUGGAAUUUCAUUGAAUCCAAAGUAUUGUGUACUCAUUUGAGUUGAUGUAAAUGGUGACAAGUAUUUAUGAAAAGGCAUCUGUCUGUUGUGACGGCUGUUUAAUUGAACUACAUAUACACUUUAUUUAAGAAUAAAGUAAUUAGAAAGUCGUAUGUGGUGAGUCACAUAGAAAGGAAUUUAUUGUUUCUUAGAGACAUUUAACCUUUUAGUCUUUGAUAUCAAAUCUUGAGGAGUUCUGAAAUUGUCUAGUUCUAUUUCCUUAUCAAAUGAAAGAAAUACUUAAACCUCAGCCUAUGAGAAUUCAACUACUACAGUAGUUUAUAUUUGUGUUAAUCUUUUCUUAAGAAUGAUUGGAAAAUAUUUUAGGGGAAAAAAGCCUGCAGAAAUUUCCAAACAUUAGUUUCUUAGACUUUUUCCUUUGCCUGUGUUUUUUCUUACUUUUACCUAUUUUCACAUUUAAAACUGCAUGGUAAGUGUUACUUUACAUGAAGGACAAAAACAAUUGAUAGCCGCCACGUAGAAAAGUUUUUUGUUGUAGAAUUCAUAAUUGCUUAUUCAAGUACAGAUACUUUUUGUUUAUAAGUAUCCCCUGUUUUAAAAUGUAUUUUACAAAAGAUUUGAAUUUUAUCUGUGCAUUGUAAGCAUAAAUUGUAUGAAAUUUUUUUGUUUGAGAAAUGGUGAAAUCAGGGUUGAUUCCCUACAUUAUUCACUGGUGGCAUUUGCCAGUGUAAUAAUACUAUGUAAAGUUGAUUGGGAAUUUAAGAAAGCUGAACUUUUACCAUAGAAUCAUCACAUAAAAUAUGCUAGAUCUCAAAACAUACACAUGUUGUGGAUUUUCCGAAUAGAUUAACUAUAUUGUUUUUUUUGUUUGCUUGUUUGUUUUCUUUUGCGGGGGGAAGUAUUUGAUGUAAAGAAAAGGUUGUCAAUAGAUUAGGCAAUGUUGCUAUCAGAUUAAAAUGGCUGUCAACCUUUACUUUCUCCUCCAUUUUCAUUCUACCAGUACUACUGUACUACCUAAGCCUCCUGUCCUUUCCCUACAAGUCUGUCAAGUUAUCAAAAUGACUACUUUUUCUCCCAGAGGAGAAACUUAUUACCUGAGUAGCUGCUCUCAGGAUAUAGGAAGAAGGAAAAUAAUCCACAUUUCUAAGAAGUUAGUGUUUGCUCACAUCCUUUCC
This is a messenger RNA of Condylura cristata (star-nosed mole), 4354 nucleotides long. It is a transcript of the gene CLK4, whose product is annotated as CDC-like kinase 4. Gene Ontology annotation, molecular function: protein tyrosine kinase activity; ATP binding. Gene Ontology annotation, biological process: regulation of RNA splicing; protein phosphorylation. The transcript is spliced from 13 exons. The record is from RefSeq and is a predicted model, not a curated record. Bases 1755 to 2660 code for a protein of 301 amino acids. Gene Ontology annotation, cellular component: nucleus. NCBI's taxonomy places the organism in Eukaryota, Metazoa, Chordata, Mammalia, Eulipotyphla, Talpidae.